AUGAACAACAACGAACAUGACGUGGGCACCGAGAGUAGCAGCCCUACGCUCGCACCGUGGCUGCCCAUCCCAUCUCGCGCUGUCUCGGCCAUUGAGCAUCCAUGCAUCAUCAAAAAUCUUGACAAGGGCAUUACCUCAUUAGGCGGGUCAGUCAAACUGAGCAAGGGUCUGAGAUCCAAGCUGGAGACAACCGCCGACGUUGAGGGCGACGAUGAGCUUCAAAAGCUUAUUUCUGUGUCACUGCGGCCGAACGACCCAUUCGCCAAGCGUCUGCUCUCAACACCAGUGACGACUAACAACCUGCUACUCAAGGUGAAGGUUCCCAAACGAACUGGCAGAAAGAGGAAGCGCGGUACUACAGGGCCAUUUUUGUCCGAGCUUGAAGCUCAAAGAAUCACUGACGGCGCUGCUGCAAGUCUAGUGAAGAGCACGUAUGUUGAAGCUUCGACCAUCUACCAGAGCCUACACGACAAUGCGUCUCGGUACGAGGUCGCGUUUGCUGGUGUCGUUGACGAGACACAUCGAUUUCGAGCCAUGCCGGACUUACAAUACGCCGCAUCUCACGACAACCUAAUGGUCGGUCUAAGAGAGCAUGUAUUACCUGCACGGUACGCCGACUUGAAGAAGUACGACAUCAACACAGAGGCUGGCGCAGAUCCAACGAAGAGCGUGGGGCCUUCAGCCGAGUUUCUACAGAUGCCAAUUGCGUUCAAUUAUAAGUUUCAACAAAAUGCUUACGUCAAGUACACUGAUCAAGGCGAGGUUAACGUGCAGAGACGUUUCCAGUACAACAGCUACAUCAUUCUCAAGCCCACCGACGAUGCUGUGCCCAUACAACCUAAGCCAACUCUGCAGCCAGAGUCAUCCCUCACGCCUUACCUGCAGACACUCAUCGCUCAGAUCAGAGACCUCCUCAAAGAAAGACCUAUCAUCACGCGGCACAUGCUAUACAACAAGCUCGGCUGGGAUAAGCGUACUCGUUUACGACAAGCUGCUGUGUACUGUGGCUACUUCUUUGAGAGUGGCCCGUGGCGCGAAGCCCUCGUCAGCUGGGGCAUAGAUCCUCGCAAAGACCCUCAAUAUCGACGGUACCAGACUGUGUCAUUCAUGUCCUACAAGAAACGUGGCACGGCCAGGCACCACGAUGCGUUUGACAAACACGUCCAAGAGCUUGGGCGGAUGACGUCAGAACAACUUGAGCAUCAGCAUACGUUUGACGGCAUCCAUGCCUCCAAUACUGGCAACACAUUCCAGUUCUGCGACAUCACCGAUCCACUGAUAGCUAAGAUCCUUGCGACGGAAGAUAUUCGAACCAGUUGCGCUCCAACCUUCCAGGGAUGGUAUCAUGUUGGUACGUGGGCUAAAGUGACUGUUAUCUUGAAGCACAAGAUGAACACAAUCAUUGGAGGCGAGAUACCUGAUGACUCUCUAUACCAGCGUGUCUGUCUGUGGCCAGAGCUGUGGGACGACCAGGAAAUAUAUGCUACCUAUAGGGACGAAGUCAACGACCGCGAAAUGCACGAAGCAAAGCGAAGAGAACAUGAUGUCAUGCAUAACGUACGCAUUGCUGCGAGAAACCCAAGAUACGCCUUUGAAAAGAUGGAGAGACCAAAUGGCAUAGACACCAGCACGACUGGUGUAGCUGACGCAGAGCCUGCUGAGGAUGUGGAGAUCCCUGAGGACCUUACAGAAUAUCCAGACAACCCGGAAACAGCAGAAGCGACUUCUAAUGACGUUGUACAGAACGAUGACAGCAGCGACAGCGAGGACGAUGAUGGCGAUGAAGACGAAGAUGAUGAAGAUGAUGACGAGGAUGCCCACGAUCAGGAGCAAGCUGUGGAUGAAGAUGGCGUUUGGGAAGAAGACGACGAUGAUGAUUCUGCGGUCAUAUCUGCACGAGCAGUCUCAGAAGGUCCUGCGCCAUUUGGUGGCCUGUACAAUGUCUAG
Messenger RNA from Ascochyta rabiei, 1947 nucleotides. RefSeq names its product tau 95 subunit of transcription factor TFIIIC. NCBI's taxonomy places the organism in Eukaryota, Fungi, Ascomycota, Dothideomycetes, Pleosporales, Didymellaceae. Gene Ontology annotation, biological process: transcription initiation at RNA polymerase III promoter. The record is from RefSeq and is a predicted model, not a curated record. The transcript is spliced from 5 exons. Bases 1 to 1947 code for a protein of 648 amino acids. Gene Ontology annotation, cellular component: transcription factor TFIIIC complex.